Messenger RNA from Ectocarpus sp. CCAP 1310/34, 9324 nucleotides. NCBI's taxonomy places the organism in Eukaryota, Phaeophyceae, Ectocarpales, Ectocarpaceae. The record is from the annotation of a GenBank genome assembly.
AUGGAAAGAGAUUCAAGAGAUCCCGCGAACGGAGGUUGCGCAGUCGCAGGAGCCAAGCAAUUGUCAGACGCAUGAGGUGCUGUCAGAAUAGUUAGCUUUUCUGCUCUGCCGGUCGUUACCGGUGACAUCUGUCCCAUGGGCACUUGUUUUGUUUUCACUCAGUUGUCGGACCUGUUCGCUGAACCAAGAAUACCAGAGAAAUUGGCGACGACAUUGUUUGCUUCUCUUCGUCUUCCAUUCCCUUCCGGUUCUGAACACCUCCAAGGCUACAACAUUCCAUUGACAGUUCUCUGAAAUGAUGUUAAUAUAUUGUCAUGGACACCCUGCAAAACAUGCUCACUUUGAGGCGUGCAACGAGGUGCUUCCGACUUGCAGUCAGUACGAGCUGAACACCUACACCGCCAGAUUUCGUUCUCGUGACUUGAUCAUGCAACAACCAUCAGAAGCCAAGAGGUUGAUUUCGCCGCCCACGAUCAGUCGGCCGUCAGGCAGUCUCUAUAAUACACUUUUGGUUUAAGGACCUCCUGAUAAGCGGACCGGAAUGAUACAUUGGUCAUUUUUUUCUGCGCGGUUUCGUCUGUGUGCUAGGAAGAGAGAGUAUUGAAUCUUAGAUGCGACCAAAAUCCGUUUACUAGUUGACUGUUCGCUUGCGAGAUGCAUUAUCAUAAUCCAUAUCUUUGGGGCCUUCAGGAGGAGGCCGUUACGCAGAGAGUCAACCCUGUGGGAUUUGUCAAGUUUUGCACGUGCUAGUGAUGUCAUACGUCGAUGAAAGAGUCAAGGCGGGUAUGGACCAGUUUUGGUCCUUCUCCACGGAACCUGGGGAGUUUUCAGUUUUUCCAGUACACGUCGUGUUUUUCGCAUCCCCAGGCUGCAUCAGUAGUGCCAAACGUCCUGAGUGUUCAGCAGCCCGUUGAUAUGGUUUCUAGCGUAUGUCGAACUGUUCACUGAGACUUUCACCCCCUGUGAUAGCUUGUGUACAACAGCCAACGAACCUAGGUUGUUGCAUAUGGUCUUCCAUCACCUCCCGAGUUGUUCCCCACAGCACCCGCACUCUAUAGGGGAGUUUCUCGGAAGCCAGCAAUUGGCAGGUGUUACGAGCCAACUCCGGACAUGAACAGAAGCAUUGCCCGUUUGUAGGGACGAGAAGGCGCGAGGUUGAAUUUGCCCCACCGACCGGUUGGCCGUCGGAGUUAGGUGUUUCCUCCUAUGUAUAGCUCCAACGUGACUCUCACGAUUGAUCGGAAACGACAUUCCCCACCUUCCUCCGCUACCCGACAGUUGUCGAACAUCGCUCAGACGUGUAUCGAUGACCUUUUGUGCCUCUCGGCGGAGGAGCCGGGGGCAAGAUGACAGAGGUCAAUAUUGCCCCUUCUCUCUGAAGGUCGUUGACCCAGGCCGGGUUGGUGUCCCUUGAGGUUUUAUCGCCGCUGGACAAAACCCGUUCUGCUUUGUAGUUUGUGCUCGCCGAUGUGUCGGCAGGGUAUGCGUACAAAGACGUGCCAGUCUGUCGAGGAACUCGGCACCACAUGUUUGCUGAAGAAAUCGAAGCGCUUUCGGCACACGUGUGUUUCUGCAUGACGUUAGCAUGUGGGAACUUUAGUGCGGUUGCGUGAACGUGCCAGUAGUUGGUGGAUCGGAGAACCCUUGUACGGGGAUGAAUCGAUCUCGAUCCCGAAACCAGGGGAAUGGGAACCCCGAGAGGUUUAUAGUAAGAAGGCGAAAUCUGGUCAUGAGGACCACACCGCAAGUGUGUGUAGGCACUUUGAGGGGUCAACAGUUCAAGUGGUCAGUGGGUUUGGGUGUCUGAACCUCCUUGUCGGUCUUUCUCCUUUGCCACCUCCACUGUUUGUGUUAUAGGGCCGCCUGGAAAAUGUCGUAUUUUUUGUUCUUACUUGCGUUCGUACUGAACAGCGGUCAGGAAUGUUUCGCACAUCCUUUUGCGACGGAAACGCAACAAAAACGUUGGCACAAACAGCAUCAAGGCAUUAACCUCACCUUCCAAGUGCACUCCGCAGCUGCGGGAUCGCGAUUUGUGGGUGUAACCCCUUGGCUUGCUGCUCGAAACAGAUUCUGGCCCUCCCGUCAGGGCUUUGUGUGCCCGAAUGUUUCUUUAGUUUUCUGGUACCACUCGUUCUCGAGAUGGUGUUCGUUCUUGCUUGUCUUGAGUGGGAUCGAAGAAAAAACACGGGUUUUGGGAGUACAUAAUCGCUUUCAAUCAUUAACUUGGGUGCAGUCACCACGAACAUGCGUUCACAUGCGCCCACUGCCCUGCACCGCCCUGCCCAUGAAGAGAGACAAAUCUCUUGAACUUUGUUCAUUACAGUGACGCCCUCCUCAACCGGUGGGACUGGGUAGACAUGCAUCGUAAACGUUUGGGGGUAUACACGAGAUGAAGACCAGCGCGCUCAUUCUUGUCUUGUUAAGCAGCAGGAACAUAUUGUCCAAAACUGCUCUGGGGCGGCAGACAGACGUUGUACGUGAUACGUCUGUUUCUGUCGUUUCGAUGCUGCCACCGAAUCCCUCAGGCGGCAUCCCCCCGGAGUUGGGCGGGCUGACGGGGCUAACGAGGCUAUAUCUUUCCAACAACAAUCUUUCCGGUGAGGCCUUGCGGUUGACUGUGGUGUAUGCAGGGAGUCUGGUUGUUUGUGGUUGAUGCUGUUUCGUGUUGUAUGCUAGCCUAGCGUCGGCGUGCUUGGCGUCUAUGUCUUGGGAGUGACCGGUGGGUGUGUCUUGUUCUUGGUGCGAUUGCCAUUCGCUUGGUGUGACAGUCGCUGGUCAUUGGUGCUGUACUUUCACGUGGAAGUCCAGGAGGUACAGCAGGUGCUUCAACAGCUAUCGCCCAGAAAAUAUCCAAAUAUGUUAAAGAUAGUAACCAACCCACCUCCGCGGUUUAGGGAUCCACUUUAACCGGUCAGUGUGGUACAUCAUUCCAUUCCAGACGCUUGGUAAUCAUGAAUUGAUACACUGAUAUACCCUUCGCCAUGGGUUUCCAUUACCUUCAAGAUUACCUUGUGUUCAAACAGAAAAUGGGUCGCCGCCCGGGACUAGUACUUGUCCGCCUCCUUCUCCAAGCGCAUUGCAUCCGUUCAAACGAAUGAGAAAAUUCUGAUCAGCCUAGUUUUUGGUGCCUACCUUGAACAAUUUCUGGAACGGCCCGCGUACUGCUGCGGUACGUUGUGCUCUAUUGGUUGCAGGGCAUGCAACUUCGGGCAUGGGUCGUCGUUGAUGUUGGUGUGAGGCGGGUGUUGAUUGUGUUUAGAUGGCAGUUCAUGUUCUGGUUUGUUUUCAGUUCCAGUGACGAAGAAUGUUGCCCACUUGCGUCUUUGACAAACUGACACAGUAUUCCCGACCAUUUCAUGUAGGUUAUAGGAUUUUCUGCUCUACCAAACCCGAUCACGAUUGCGCAUUUGUUCCCAGUUGUGGUUCUUUUUCGAGCGAUGUCUGUAAACGUAACAACAGUCGAAACUAUUGGCCCGGUCUGUUCUGGUUCCCAUUCCGCAAGCGUACCACUUGAAAGAAACGAAAAGCAAAUUGAUGCUGCUCUAUAGUAUUAAGGCUUUGUUUGCUCACCAGAAUUUACAACCAAACAGUCGUCCCCGCUGUGAAGAUACGCAUCAGUUGUAUAUUUGAAAGUGCCUUUCUUUACCGCGGGAAAGUGUCCUUAAGGUCCUUACGAUGCUGGGAAUGAUAACUCACCGUCCCCGGGGUCAACGGAGGCGUCCAAUACGUCCGAAGACGCGUGAUUGCGUCAGGGAUACUAGCACGAAACCAAGAAGACAUCAUAAACCUGACUAUCACACCAUGGUGGUGGUUGGAAAUCGCACUCUCUUACAUACGUCGUUCGCUCUUGAACCUUGACGUCAUAACACUCCACCCCUCACAUUAUUCUUGGAACAAUGGGUAUAGUGCUGCAGGACGAGGCACACAAUUGCAACAGCAGCUGUUGUUGUCAUUGUUGUUGUCCCUGUUGUUUUUUUGUUGGGUUAGUUUCUCUAUUGCUUUGGCGUCGUUCCCGCGUUCAAUACCUUGUCGAGAUUCAUAUCGUUACCCGCACCCCAAAAGAAAAUGAAAGACAGCCAACCGUCGUUGCAGCUAACUCGGAUACGAUGCAUGCUGUACAUCUUGUGCGCCGCACAGGCUACCUGCUCAACAAGGAAGAAGCAAAACCAUACCUGAAACGAAAGUAGAAAUGUCGGAGCACCAACAACGCCAAACAAAACCACGAACGAAAUAAUGAUUGGAGCCCGUCGGUCCUGCCCAGAGGUCAAUAUCAGGUAGCACAACUACAAAUUACCAAGCUGAGCAUAAUUUCACGAAGACGGACCAAAGAGGAACACACAAGCAACAGUUGCACGUACAGCUACGUCGUCCGAAUUUAUCCAUACCCACCCGCAGUGGUGACAGUAGCAGCAGAUCGCUCACCCUGUCUAUUGCGCCUUGCAGUUCGAAAGGUGUCCUUGAGCAUCUUUUGGGGGUCCCGACUGCUGAACACAGUACCCCUCACCGUGUUUAGUGGUACAUCUGCGGGGCAUCCUGCUUCUGAGAUUCUUGUGUCUUCAAAGCAGGGAGUUGACUUAUGGUAGAUGGCCGUUGUCAUUCGCGAAGGCAUGAUCUUUUGGGGCGAUGUACGGGUUCGGUGUCACGUGUUCUGUCUCUGGGGUUAUUNACUCUGUGCCUUAGGGCAGCCGUGGCUACCAUGGCACUCUCUCAGCUCCACCCUGUGGUGGGUCGAAGCAAUCAGGCGUUGUUGGAAUCACCUGGAUUGUGAUAUCUCGUGGUCAGGGCUUGCAUGAGUGCUGUAGUAUUCAAAAGGUUGGACCCUCCCCCCUUGCCUGUAGACACGGACUGUCGACGAACGGUUGAGAGAACUCGAAAAGACAUGGUUCUCCUGUCUCGCGUUGAUUGUUUAGCUUAGACACGCAGAAAGCUCACGAGGCUACGUCGCCGAAAUGGAUGCGCAACCGCUAAUUGUACCCCUCUGGUCACUUCACGGUUGUUUACGUCUUGAGAGGUCUGCAAACGUCAGUGGCUCUUCUUGUGAAUGCGCUUCUGCUUCCACGUGAUGGACACCAUGCGGGGAGGCGUAAUUCCAAGAGGCUUUUGUUUCACGAACCGUGCAGCGCUUUGAGGAAGGCACCAGGUUAUUUGUUCACACCGGGACGUUGAGGUGGCGCCCAGGGCAUUGAAAAUCAAACUGAAAUACGAGGAGCUGGUUCAAUUACGUUUUUCGCACCCGGAUCUAUAUCUGCAUGGUUCCUUGCAAGUUACCACAGAAGGCAUUCAAAGAACGGUGCCAUGGGGCUGAGCGCAGCUCAGAAGGGACCACGUCGAGAAUCAGAAUACAGAAGUAUCACGUGUGCCCACCCUCCCUAAGGGCACGUUGUACUUCCUCCGGGCAUGACGAGAAUAGCGCCGAUAAACAUUAGCAAGUGCGAGAGGGGUCCAUAAUUCGGCACAACGGAAUAUUUCAAAUCCUACUAUAGCGAGUGCAGUACAAGUAAUCACCGCAAGCAGAGUUUCCGGCAGGCAUCAACGCCCGGUGCCGUCGUCCUCGAUGUACUCGCGAGACUGCAACCAAGCUUGCAUUUCCGCCUAGCUGGUGACACUCGCAGACCGCUGCAGACCCCGCAGAAGCAUUCCAUUCCCAAGCUGAUACACUGCAGAGCUCCUUUACCCUCAGCUCAGUCUCUCCCCUAUUACUACAGCCCUUUCAAACGCGUUCUUGAUGUUUGGUCGCUACCGCACGUUGCUUCUCGAGGUCGCACGGGUGAUGCGCCGAAACAUGAGCAAGGAAUGUGAUUGUUUUUCCCGCAUGCGGGACGCCAGUCCGCACCGCACGUUUAAGUUUCAUUGAGUUUGUGCAAUAGAAUCAAGAAGAAAAUGAUUUCGAAACCGCUGUAUUUUCGUAAGAAAUCGGCGACAUGCCUGCAUCUCUGGCUUGGGCGUCUAUGUUUGUGCACGUCGUUGGAGCGACAGACCGGGCUCUGACCGUCCCUCGGAUAUGCAAUCUCUAACACGCAACCGGCAAGGCAUUCUGUCAUACCUUGCAUUAACCAUCACUUGCGCGCCCUCGGGCGAGCACUGCUCCAACACACGGAUCUGGAAAAUGUGGGAACCACAAGCACUGCGUAUUGCACUAUCCGAAGUUGUUGACAGCAACGAGUUGCAUGACUUUCCUUGACCCCGAAACACAACGGGUUACGGUUACACAACUGGUACGGCGGUGAAGACUUGCUUCAUCUGCGACUGACUUGUAUCGUUUGCUACUUGCAAAGGUCUUAGGUCGACACCGUAAGUCCGUCCGUGUAUUUGCACAGGUAUAUAUAUAUAUCGGCACUCAAAAGGCGGACGUUGGGUGAACAUUUCCCCGCCCGAAUAUGUUGUUGAUGUUUAAUUUGGAUGUUCGGGAGAGAUUCAAGAGACCUCGCCACGAGAAAUUGCGUCCCACUGAACCAUUUGCUGGCAGUGUCUGACUCAUUCUUGUCGCCAACAAUGCAUGGAUUUCACUCACCUACCUAAGUGUCGGACGGAAAUGCGCUGUCACAACAGCUUGCCGUUUUGCUGUGCUUGUCGUCCCCGGGUACAUGUGUCUAAGGGACCGUUAUUUCGAUUUCAAGCAGCUGUCGGACCUGUUCGCUAAGAAAAACAUCAGAGAAGAAAGCGAGGAAAAUGCUGUGAUUCUAUUCCUCUUUCAUUCGUCCCCCGUUCCCGAACAGCUGAAGAGCCACACGCUCCAUGAAGGUUACGUGCACUGAUGUACAGUCGAGGGACCUUUAUAGUGCCGGUCUGUGUCGAGAGAUUUUACCGGCACUAAACCGCGCACCCUUCACUAUUGGGAAUAAUGCCACUAUUGAGGGCUAGCCAAUCCCUCAUUAGUGCCGCUCUAACACUAAUGAUAACGUGUGCGAUUUAUGGUGUAGCGCUCACGGUUGCGGGGCCAAGUCAGUACUGUUGCACGAAAUGCAUCGACGCUGCUGUUUUGUGAAGUUCUAGUGUAGGCCUGGGCAGACUUUCUUUCCCGCGACACGUGCGGUUUCACCCUGUGGAGCCCACAAGAGUUUUGUAAAAUAAGAACGUUGCAUUUCGUGCUACAGCAGUGCCUCACCAAGACAAGUCGACGGCGAAAGGGAAAUACACAUCAUGCACCCGAGUAGGUUGUGACCGGCACAAACUGCUUGAAAAUCAAUUUGUAAGCGCACCAAAGAAAACAACUACAGCUGUAACCCCCGCCCUUGCUGCGUCGCGACAAAUCCUCUCGUGUCUGCCUGGAGCACCCCAUUCGAUGUUGCAACAAAAAACAUAAAAAGAAAAGGCAGAUCACCGCAAGAAAACAACCACUGCUACAGAUGCGGGCCGUGUGGGGCGUGCAGCGUCUUAUCCUGUUGAGCGCACAGUUCACCUUCCGCACAUGGCAUGGUACGCCCCUGCCUAGAGCUGUUCUGGUCUGCAGCAGAACUUGUACCCUACUCCCCUGUCUAGAGUCUGUCCUCUGCCUGGAUGGCUGUGUGUGUGUCGUGUGUGUGCGGGCGGGGGGAUGAACCGGCACUAUCGAGGGUGACAGUGGCGCCCAACCGGCACUAUACCCGGCAUGCUCACAAUAGCGCCGGUAUGGCACUAUUGAGGGCUCCGCCUGUGUCCGGAGAUUUUACCGGCACUAAACCGGGCACCUGGCACUAUUCAACCGGCACAAUAAAGGUCCCUCGACUGGAAACUUGCUUCCUGGAGGUGCAUUCCGGCUUGCAGUCAUUGCGAACCGAUCAUCGACUGUCAGAUUUCAUUCUCCGUGGCUUGAUUGCAUAAGAACGAUCAGAAACCACCAGGUUGACUUCCCCCCCACGGCCAGUUCGCCGUCGGAGAAGAUAAACCCUGUUGCAUGUGUCGAACUGUGCACAACUUCUGUUUUCACAUGGCGUGACUAGCCGACUCUGGGUGGGGAUCGCUGGCCGUGAAGUUGCAUCUACGGUAUGUAGCAAUUUGUAGGUACGUGCUGCACGACCAGGCUGAAUUCAAACGCUGGGGUUGCACAAAUCAUCAAUACGAAAAGUGCCAUAUAUGUUAGUCUGCGUGGUGGCCGGUGACAACUGACGUGGUGCUGGCUGUGGCGAAAGGUCGUUGCGUAGGACCAGAAGAUGUUUGGUGGUGAUAGGACGAGUACCCGAAAGAGUCUACGAAUCAAAUGCUCGAGUUGGCUUAGGACGUCGCUCCCGAGAGGGCGCACGCGUAAGCGAGGUUGUAGGGAGGCUGCAGCCCGUAGUGUACACGUUUUCCCACAUCUCGGAGAGUGGCGUUAUCCCCACCAACAGGGGACAGCAAGCCGAAAGAAAAUAUGGGUACAAGGGUGAACUCGACCUCCCAACCUGCCCCGCCCAGGUUGUAGUUGGUGCCCUACCUGCCUCGCUGGCCACCAGUGCGACGCAUCGAGGUCCUGUGUCAUCACGGGCAUGACGUUCGAUAAUCGAAACGGGCUGAUUUUGUCGUCGGCUUAAGUGUUUGUGGCUGUUGAACGUAUUUGGAGGGAUGACCGUAGCUCAUGAUCAUGAAGUGCGGCGGGUGCCCUGGAGGUCAAGGUGGCCACUUCACAACAUGGACGAAAUACGUUCAUGGUUACACCCUUGUGUUGAGGCUACAAUAUACCUGCCUGUGUGAGCCUAACCCCCUUGAGUAUCAGCUUACCCGAGCUUCAGCGUACCAUUUGGACGAGCCUCGCGGCACGGCACAACUCAUCGCUUACCUUCCGUAUUAAAUGCUGCAUCUGAAGUACGUUUCCCUCUUUGAAACUCAAGUCUUCUUUGCAUGGUCCUCGCUUCCGAUCAACACCUGUGUCACCUGCUCACAACCUGGUGUCGAGCUGACCCCGAGAAAGUCACNCAGCUUUCUCCGAGAAAGUCACCUGUUGUUAUUGAUGGAGAACGAGUAAUUUGUUUUCCCGAAAUGGAACAGCGAGUAUUCACGCCAAUGAUUUUGUCCAAACCGGACGUCGAAUCCGCGAUUGUACCGCUCACAUUCACUUCUGGAUGUUUUGUUCUUCGUCCUGAGAAGGAGUGAUUCGACGAGGCCAAUUGUGUUAGACGUUGAAGGGUUGCAGAGAGGUCGGCCGUUGCAACCACAGGCGGUCGAGCUUUUUUUCUUCGGUGGGAACAAGGGUGUGUGAACGGCACCGGAAGUGCUCAUCCUAUAAAGUUCGUUUGGUGAAACGCUGUGUUUUGAGGGCCCAGAGCAAGCACAAAUGCAGGCUGCAAGCAUGGCACGAUGCUGACCAAACGAGGGCCACCUGUAUUGAAAUAAUGGCGUCGUUGUUCAGGACACAUGCCAUUGAGGGAGGCC